Molecule: messenger RNA, 1047 nt
Organism: Limanda limanda (common dab)
Lineage: Eukaryota; Metazoa; Chordata; Actinopteri; Pleuronectiformes; Pleuronectidae
Gene: tomm20b
Product: translocase of outer mitochondrial membrane 20b
Exons: 5
Coding region: 150-581 (143 amino acids)
Biological process (GO): protein targeting; protein import into mitochondrial matrix; tRNA import into mitochondrion
Cellular component (GO): mitochondrial outer membrane translocase complex; mitochondrial outer membrane
Molecular function (GO): transmembrane protein transporter activity
Source: RefSeq, a predicted model, not a curated record
CUGCACAGACAGCUACGUCAGGUCCUCAGGGGUCCUCACUGCCCUGAGCCUCCUCCUGAUCUCAAACCAGCGGAGAACAUCUCGACUCUCACCGGAGAACCAGCGGAGAACCAGCGGAGAACCCUCCAGCAGGAGCUCCAGCAGGAAGGAUGGGCAGCAGGUCGCUCGCUGCCGGGCUCUGCGGAGCUCUGCUCCUCGGCUACUGCGUCUACUUCGACCGGAAGCGACGGAGCGACCCGCAGUUCAGGAUCCGGCUGCGGGAGCGCAGGAGGAAGCAGCAGGCAGCGAGGGACAGGGACGGUCAAGCCAAGCUCCCGGACCUGAAGGACGCUGAGGCGGUGCAGAAGUUCUUCCUGGAGGAGAUCCAGCUGGGGGAGGAGCUGCUGGCUCAGGGAGACUAUGAGAAGGGUGUGGACCACCUGACCAACGCCAUCGCAGUGUGUGGUCAGCCUCAGCAGCUGCUGCAGGUCCUGCAGCAGACUCUGCCGCCGCCCGUCUUUCAGAUGCUGCUCACCAAACUGCCCAGCAUCAGCCAGCGUAUCGUGAGCGCUCAGAGUCUGAGUGAGGACGAUAUAGAAUGAGGAGAAGGCUGAGAGGAAACGACCCCCCCGCCCAACCAUCACCCGCCCUCCUCGUUACAAGAUGACCGUCCAACGCCUGCGUCACUCAGGCUGCCCCCCCCCCCCCCACCACGGGGUCCUGAAGGAACUCGUGACUGUUUUGUUUUUUAACUGAAUCACCUGUUUUGGGGUCAAAUCUCCCGUCAGAAACUUCUAACAGACUCCAACAUUAACUGAUCACAUACUGACUAACUGGCUCGGGUCUUUGUUUCAAACCACGAUCAGCUGCUGACGGCCUUGUACACCAGGGGGCGCUGUCACACCUGUUAUUCACGAUGUCGUAGAAACACAUCGUCUGCUUCUCAGUGUUUAUUGUUCUGUUCUCAUCUGUCUGAGGCAAACACUUUUUACAAAGUGAUGAAAUGUUUUGUUUGUGUUAGAGACGAUGAACCGCUUUAGAGAAAUAAAAUAAAGAGCUGAACAAACA